ACCCUUUUCUUCCCCCAACUCACAUCUUGGAAAACCAACCAACCACAACAUCACAAGCGACUCAGCUCAGAAAUCAAGCAACCGGGAACCUUCCCUUCAGUAAAACAAACAAACAUACGAAAUCAUGACUCGUGGAAACCAGCGUGAGAGGGAUCGCGCAAAGGCCCAGAAGGCUGCGGCGAGUCAGAAAAGCAAGACAACCAAAUCUAAAGCCGAGAUGCAAAGAGACAAAGACAUGGUCGCCCAACUAAUGCGCGAAAAGCAAAAGCAAGCGGAGGAGAAGAAGAAAGCUGAGGCGUCAGGAGCGGGGAGCAGUAGCGGUAGCGGUAGUGGUGGUAGUGGUGGUGGUGGUGGUGGGGGCAGUUCGAAAAAGUAGGAACGAUCUCACGUUAGGUUGGGUUGUAUUACCGGUACCGGUAUACUCGAAGGGAGAGGGGAAGUGGGAGCGGGACGAACGCUUUUUUCUCUCUUCUCAUCUUUCCUUUUGCGGCAUUGCGAACCCACGUUGCGCUGCGUUGCGGAUGGGGGAACUGCUUUUGCAGGCGUGGAAUUGUAUUUUGAGGACGAUCAUAUCUACUCGCUUUCGUUUCUUUUUACUCAGUGAUUCACAUCCUUUUGCUCGUUCCCCCCCCGAUAAGGCAAUUAGUGUUCUAUGGGGAGGGUAAUUCACCUUAGCUUUUGAUUGAG
Tuber melanosporum (Perigord truffle) is the source of this 687-nucleotide messenger RNA. RefSeq lists its product as uncharacterized. The transcript has 5 exons. The record is from RefSeq and is a predicted model, not a curated record. Bases 125 to 376 code for a protein of 83 amino acids. Lineage: Eukaryota; Fungi; Ascomycota; Pezizomycetes; Pezizales; Tuberaceae.